Messenger RNA from Clonostachys rhizophaga, 1164 nucleotides. The record is from the annotation of a GenBank genome assembly. NCBI's taxonomy places the organism in Eukaryota, Fungi, Ascomycota, Sordariomycetes, Hypocreales, Bionectriaceae.
AUGGCCAGUAAUAUCAACCAUCCGAUCACGUCCUUGGAACAGCCAGGCAUACGGACGGAGGGUCCCCAACGCUUCGAGCUGCGCAAAGAAGUUGCCGACCUCCUUGGCCGAUCUCAAACGAGUUUCCCCGGCGCGCAACCUGUUAGCUUUGCCAAACAGCAUCUGGACGAGCUUACCAAGAAGGAUUAUUUCGUUUGCGAAAAGUCGGACGGAAUCCGCUACUUGCUCUACUCGACCGAGGAUCAGGGGAGAGAGGCGCAUUUCCUGAUCGAUCGAAAGAACGAUUACUGGUACAUCAACAACUCGAAUCUGCACUUGCCUCUUCCCGACAACCCCACAGGUUUUCACACUCAAACCAUUAUCGAUGGCGAAUUAGUAUGGGAUAAGCUGGAUGAUGGAAGCAAACGACCGACUUUCUACAUGUUCGACUGCUUGGUGAUGGAUGGCCUCAGAUUAAUGGACCGCACUUUGGACAAGCGCCUAGCGUACCUCAGGGAACGCCUCUGGAUCCCGUACGAGACGCUCUUCAAGAACUUUCCAGACGAGAUAGAGUUCCAGCCGUUUAUCCUCAAGUCGAAAGAAUUCCAGGUUGGUUACGGCUUGAAGAAUAUGUUCGAGAAAAUCCUCCCAAAUCUUCGACAUGAAAACGAUGGCCUGGUCUUCACAUGCCGGACCACUCCUUACAAAUAUGGCACAGAUCCCCACAUUCUGAAGUGGAAGCAGCCCGAGGAUAACACGGUGGACUUCCGGCUGAAACUUAAAUUUCACGAUGUCGAGCCUACGGAGGAGGAGCGGAGGGAAGGUCUCGGGUCGUGGACAGACUAUGACAGUUUGCCAAUAUCACAGUUGCUGGUAUACACGGGCCAUGAUGGUCCAGAAAAAUACGAGUACUUUGAAGAUGUGCACAUAACUGAAGAAGAGUGGGAAAGACUCAAGGCUCUGCAGAUUCCUCUCGACGACAUAAUCGUCGAAUGCUACCUGGAUCAGCAGCGCCGGUGGCGCAUCGUCAGGUCUAGGAUCGAUAAACCUGAGGCAAACCACAGUAGUACUGUUACUAGUGUCCUCAAGAGCAUCCAGGAUGGCGUCACAGAGCAGAAUCUUCUCCAAAAAGAAAAUGAUAUUCGACUUGCCUGGAAGGCGCGCCAACAAGGCGGGUCAAAAUGA